Sphenostylis stenocarpa is the source of this 756-nucleotide messenger RNA. NCBI's taxonomy places the organism in Eukaryota, Viridiplantae, Streptophyta, Magnoliopsida, Fabales, Fabaceae. The record is from the annotation of a GenBank genome assembly.
AUGGCCCUGCAUAUGUGGUUAUGGGGCAGUUCCUCUUUUACGGUUUCUCACGAUCUUCGACUCUUCCAUAACUUAGAAACUGCUUUCUAUACGCGCGUUUUGACUACUUCCCCUCGAGGUUUAGCCGAGGCCAUCAACUACAACAAUUACACAGUCAGAGUGGUUGAUCCUGGACUUCUUCAACACAACUGCUCCUCCCUUCCUCUCAAUUUCAUUUCUCGUUCCAAUUUCUCUGAUACUUACUCUGACGACGUGGAUCCAUACCAAGCCGGUUUAAGAGCAUUUCGUAAUUGGGGAUCUCGAACUUUCCAGCAUAUAAUGUUUAUGAAUUGUAACCAUUCAGUGAGUGACAAUGACAAGUAUGUGGAUACUGCUCACUGCGUGAAGUGGGACUCCAAAGGCUAUGCGUAUGCUGUUGCUGGUGACCUAAAUUCAGAGGAGUUUGAAGUUGGUUGUGAAGUAAAACUUGUUGGCCUCUCAUCUUGGUUGGGUUUGGAGACUGAUAAUAAUAGAUAUUCCUACACAGCCAUGCACAGGGGACUGGCCUAUGGAUUUGAGAUUUCAUGGGUGCGACUUGCCUGUAAGAAGCGUUGUCUAAUCCAGGAGAGUUACUGCUAUUUCGACUCUUCUAGACAGAAACUUCGAUGCCAAAUAGUUUUUCUCAACCGCGCUUGGGAAGUUGGGGUUUUCCAGAUUGAUAGAGAAUAUCUCGACCAGUUCGUGGUCUCUCUUGACUUCGGGAAGUAUUAUACUUAA